AUGGCGCGUGUGUUGAUGCUGCUUGCACUCGAUCGACGCGCCAUCUCUAGUAUUGCAUCACUUAGAGUCUUUGUGUUUGACCAGCGCGUAUCUCGAGAAAUCUCCGUUUCCCGCUCAGGCGCAUUCCUCGCGCUAUAUCCACCUGCACGUCGGCCGGUAUCCACCACUAGCCAGCACUACACCGCAAGUCAGAUACGACGACAAACUUCGGCGACUCACGGGCGAAGUGCAUGUGCAGCUGCUGAAACCGCUGGCAGGUCUGCAGUCACCAUGGACACGAGCUACCUCGCCCAGCAGGUUACGACCAUCAUCGGCCAGCUGCACGGCUUGUUCGAUGACAUUGGUGUCCCCAGCCAUGAGCGCGAUUCGCGUGAGGCAGAGCUUUUCUCUGCGCUCUCUGAAACGCUGCACAACCAGCUGCGCCAGGUCACCAACGAGAAACAUGAGAUGACAGAGGAGGCGCAUCGCCUCAUCAAGACAAUCAAGCAGAUGGAGGCAUCACUCGAUGACGACAAGAAAAACCCAAACUACGAGGACCACGACGAGGCGGCCGUCUCCUACCCACUAACGCGCUGUCUCUCUGCCUUGAAGGAGAAGUACAACGCUAUCAGCAAGAUGCAUCGCGAACGCUUUGAGCAGGUGCGCAAGCUUGCCGAAGCCCUCGAAUCGUACGCAUCCCAUCUCGAGGCUUCUUUCGUCCAGAUCAAACUUCCCCCUACAGCACAGAAUGCGACCGUCUCGCCUUCCUUUGACAUUUCCGCAUCCUACGUCGCCAAGCUCGACAGAGAAUUCACCCGCGUAUACGAAGAAUACACAAAGCGCAUCAAUACCGUCAAGGUCCUGUGCCAGGAAAUAAUACAGUUAUGGGCCGAGCUAGGCACGCCUCAGGCGCAAACAGAUAGCACCAUUGUAAAGUGUCACCGCGACGCGCCCGAGCAGUUGGGCCUCCACAAGGACGAUUUGGUUCAGCUGGCGGCAAAGAAGGAGAGGCUUUUGGAAGAGAAGCGCGCGCGCGAGCGGCGAUUGGGACAAUUGCGAUCCACCAUCGAAGAGCUCUGGGACCGCCUGGGGGUUGAGAACCGGGAGCGCAAGCAGUUUCUCACCAGCAACCGCGGCUGUGGUCUCCGGACGAUCAAUGAAUACGAAGAUGAGCUUGCGCGACUGAACGAGUUGAAGCGCCAGAACUUACAUCUCUUCGUCGAGGAGGCGCGAUGCAAACUACAAGAGCUUUGGGAUGCGCUCUAUUUCUCGGAAGAGGAGAUGCUCGACUUCACACCAGCCUUCUCAGACGUAUGCAGCGAUGCGCUUCUGUCUGCACACGAAGCUGAAAUUUCACGUCUUGAGCUCCUGAAGGAGCAGCGGCUACCCAUUCUCCAGAAGAUUGACCGUCACCGUGAACUGAUCAAGGAGCGCAACGACCUUGCGCAAUCCAGUCAGGACGCUUCACGUUUGAUGGCGCGUGGUCAGAAGGGCGAGAAGCGAGAUCCUGGAAAGCUCUUGCGAGAGGAGAAGAUGCGCAAGCGCAUUGCAAAGGAGUUGCCCAAAAUUGAAGCCGACCUCAAGAAGACGCUCGAGAACUGGGAGGAUGAGUAUGGCCGUCCAUUCUUGGUGCACGGCGAACGCUAUCUCGACGAGUUGUACGCAGCAGCGGCAUCAGCACCUCCACCACGCGCGAAAACACCGUCAAAUACCGGGAUGCCUACCAAACAGCUGCAACACUCCAAAUCAGGUUCGCUCAGCCGUCCGAGUACCGUGCGUGGAGGAGCGCCACCAAGCCGAUCCAAGACUCCUGUAUCUUCUUCGAGUAACUUUGGUGCCAGUGUAUCCAACUUUGGUGCCAGCAUAUCGCGGAACCCGCUUGCCAGUUCUGUUUCAAUAUCAUCAGGAAUGAAGAGUCCGUCGAAGAUUCCCGCUCGUGCGACUCUAGGCAGUAUACGACAGGGGAACCCCUCGACUGAACGACGACCGCCUCCACCUUCACGGGAAGAUUCCUCUUCGUCGACGAUCCGGAAGAUGCCUCCUCCAAUGGCACCGCCGCCACGGAUGAAGGACCUCUUCAUUCCUCCAGAGCCUGUCGAGACGCCGAUGAAUCGCUUCGAGUUCAACCGUGGCGAUCGAAGUGACAGCAUCGUCCGCAACGUUGCACCCGAGGAUCCUUACGACGACCGUGCAUCAUACAUGUCGAGCAACCACAACAUGCGAGCCGGAUACAUGCCCAACUACCCACCACCCUCCUCCUCUUCCACCAGCAGCCGACAAAUCUCGCAAAACUCGCAAGCCUCAUCCACGGGAACGUCGAACACGGGGGUGACGAUGCAAUCCGGAUCGGAGAACUGGGAAACGUUUAGCGAACAGUCGGACGACCCGCCCGAGAACGACGUCAACUUUCAACAGCACUACCGGCAACGGCAAAUGAAGCGCUACACGCCCGAAGGCGGCCACAUUGCCACCCCGCGAGGCAUCCAGGGCAAGAAAGUAAGAAGCAUACGCAGCGUCGACAACACCAACCUCAUGAUGGAGCAAGAAGGCCGCAUGGUCCGCGUCAUCGAGGGCUCAGAAGCCGGCUGGACCGACGACGGCGACGGCUACUGA
Messenger RNA from Plenodomus lingam JN3, 2592 nucleotides. RefSeq lists its product as uncharacterized. The record is from RefSeq and is a predicted model, not a curated record. NCBI's taxonomy places the organism in Eukaryota, Fungi, Ascomycota, Dothideomycetes, Pleosporales, Leptosphaeriaceae.